CAUAACAUUAUUAUUGCACGACAGAGCUACAUCGAAGCAACAUCGUGUUGAAAUCGAAGUGAGGAAAUUGCCGCAUUAUACAGAAAUCUUGAACAUUUUCUCAAGGAUUCUUACUUGAUCUCCCACACAACCAAGCAUCAUGCGUGAAUGUAUCUCAGUCCAUGUCGGCCAGGCCGGAGUCCAGAUGGGCAAUGCCUGCUGGGAGUUGUACUGCCUGGAGCACGGCAUCCAGCCUGAUGGUCAGAUGCCAAGUGACAAGACCAUCGGAGGUGGAGACGACUCCUUCAACACCUUUUUUGCCGAGACCGGGGCUGGCAAGCACGUGCCCCGUGCCGUCUUUGUCGACUUGGAGCCCACUGUUGUUGAUGAGGUACGAAGAGGUACCUACCGCCAGCUCUUCCACCCUGAGCAGCUCAUCACAGGCAAAGAGGAUGCCGCCAACAACUACGCAAGAGGUCACUACACCGUCGGCAAGGAGCACAUUGACCUUGUCCUAGACAGACUUCGAAAGCUCGCUGACCAGUGCACCGGUCUUCAGGGUUUCCUCAUCUUCCACAGCUUCGGUGGUGGUACCGGCUCUGGCUUCACAUCUCUGUUGAUGGAGCGUCUCUCUGUAGACUACGGCAAGAAGUCCAAGCUGGAGUUUGCUGUCUACCCCGCCCCUCAGAUCUCCACAGCUGUAGUAGAGCCUUACAACUCCAUUCUCACCACUCACACAACCCUUGAGCACUCCGACUGUGCCUUCAUGGUCGACAACGAGGCUAUCUACGACAUCUGUCGUCGCAACCUCGACAUUGAAAGACCAACCUACACUAACCUUAACCGUCUGAUCGCGCAAAUCGUGUCCUCCAUCACUGCCUCCCUUCGCUUUGAUGGUGCCCUCAACGUCGACUUGACAGAGUUCCAGACCAACUUGGUGCCCUACCCACGUAUUCACUUCCCUCUUGCCACCUACGCACCAGUCAUCUCUGCUGAGAAGGCCUACCAUGAGCAGCUGAGUGUAGCAGAGAUCACCAAUGCCUGCUUCGAGCCGGCCAACCAGAUGGUGAAGUGCGAUCCCCGUCACGGCAAGUACAUGGCCUGCUGCCUCCUGUACCGUGGUGAUGUCGUCCCCAAGGAUGUCAACGCUGCCAUCGCAACCAUCAAGACCAAACGCUCAAUCCAGUUCGUCGACUGGUGUCCAACUGGCUUCAAGGUCGGCAUCAACUACCAGCCACCUACCGUGGUGCCAGGUGGCGAUCUGGCCAAGGUGCAGCGUGCCGUCUGCAUGCUGAGCAACACCACAGCCAUCGCUGAGGCCUGGGCUCGUCUGGAUCACAAGUUUGAUCUGAUGUACGCCAAGCGUGCCUUCGUCCACUGGUACGUAGGAGAGGGUAUGGAGGAGGGCGAGUUCUCUGAGGCUCGUGAGGAUCUGGCUGCCCUGGAGAAGGACUACGAAGAGGUCGGGGUCGACUCCGCUGAGGGAGAAGAGGAAGAUGCUGAAGAAUAUUAGAUGUGGCACAGAUUCAACCCAAGCAUCAACCCAAACAUUUAAACUCAAGUACAUUGCAUCACAAACUCAAACAUAGAGCACAUGGUAACGGAGUCACUAAUAAAUAUCUUCACAAGAUGUGUUCCAUGCUUCACUCCAAUAUUUAAAUGCCCUGGGGUGGAUUUCACAAAGAGUUAGGACUAUCUUAGUCUUAUCUCCAGUUAGGACCAAUUACUCGUCCUUAC
Molecule: messenger RNA, 1716 nt
Organism: Asterias rubens (European starfish)
Lineage: Eukaryota; Metazoa; Echinodermata; Asteroidea; Forcipulatida; Asteriidae
Product: tubulin alpha-1B chain-like
Exons: 3
Coding region: 140-1492 (450 amino acids)
Biological process (GO): microtubule cytoskeleton organization; mitotic cell cycle
Cellular component (GO): cytoplasm; microtubule
Molecular function (GO): structural constituent of cytoskeleton; GTP binding
Source: RefSeq, a predicted model, not a curated record